AAUUCCAAAACUAAACCACACAAAGCUUUUGAUUGAUUACUGAGAAAGAUACAACUUUUGAACACAGGUUUUAAGAUGGAUAUUUUCGACAACUCUGAUCUUGAAUACCUUGUUGAUGAAUUCCACGCUGAUUUCGAUGAUGAUGAACCCUUUGGAGAGGUUGAUAUCACCAGUGAUUCUGAUUCUGAUUUCAUGGACUCCGAUUUCGAUUUCGAGCUGAGUCAGAGUAAGACGAACAAUGAUACAUCAGCGUUAGAAGCUAGGAAUGGAAAAGAUAUUCAAGGGAUUCCUUGGGAGAGCAUGAAUUACACGAGGGAUCGAUACCGUGAGAACAGAUUGCUACACUAUAAAAACUUUGAGAGUCUCUUUAGAUCAAGAGAAGAGCUUUAUAAGGAUUGCUUGCAAGUUGAGAAAGGAAAAAACUUUUACGACUUUCAGUUCAACACGAGGCUUGUUAAGUCCACAAUUGCACAUUUUCAGCUCUUGUGUUUAAUUAUCGAGUCUGCAACUGCAAACAGUUGGCCUCUUAUCAAGCCUGAGUUCUCUAGUUGGGAGAGCAGCUGGCGCCUUAAGGAAACCUUUGUUAAUAUGCUGAGGAACUUGGUAUGGGCAACAUCAAAGCACGAUGUGUAUUUCAUGAACAACUACUCUCUCAUGCAUUGGUCAUCUUUGCUGCAAAGGGGCAAAGAAGUACUUAAUGUGGCGAAGCCCAUUGUUCCUACAAUGAAGCAGCAUGGAUCGUUGUCGCAGUCUGUAUCAAGAGUCCAGAUAAGCACCAUGGCAGUUAAAGACGAUUUGAUAGUUGCGGGAGGGUUCCAAGGGGAACUUAUCUGCAAGAGAAUCAACGAACCUGAGGUUGCUUUCUGCACAAAACUAACAUCAGCUGAAAACGACAUCACCAAUUCGGUUGACAUCUACAACGCACCUAGUGGCUCGUUAAGGGUCAUGGCCGCGAACAAUGACUGUACUGUCCGGCUAUUUGAUGCCACAAAGUUUGCCUUGCUCAACAGUUUCGCCUUUGAUUGGUCUGUAAAUAACAUCUCCAUCAGUCCAGAUGGUAAGCUAGUGGCUGUUCUAGGGGACAGUCCAGAGUGCUUACUAGCAGAUACCGGAUCUGGAAAAGUGAUCCACGGACUCGAAGGCCAUCUAGACUACUCGUUUUCAUCAGCAUGGCACCCAAACGGUCAAAUCCUAGCCACGGGUAACCAAGACACAACCUGUAGGCUAUGGGACGUAAGGAACCUGUCUCAAUCACUCAAAGUGUUGAAAGGAAACAUGGGAGCCAUCAGAGCCUUGAGGUUCACGUCUGAUGGACGGUUCUUAGCCAUGGCUGAGCCAGCAGACUUUGUACACUUGUUUGACACGGAAGCUGGUUACACUCAGUGUCAAGAGAUUGAUCUGUUUGGAGAAAUAGCGGGAAUCUCGUUUAGCCCCGACACGGAGGCACUGUUCGUGGGAGUAGCUGAUCGUACGUACGGUAGCUUGUUGGAGUUUAACAGGAAGCGAAACCACUCGUAUGUUGAUUCCAUAUUCUGAUCUGACUCCAAUCGUUUGAAGCAAAUUAAGGAGCUACAUAUUAUUGUAUGUGUGAGAUUAUGGUUAAAUUAUGUUAGUGGCUUUUGGAGGGGUUAAAAAGUCUUUGUUUUUGUGACUUUCCCUUUGUCAUGUUUAUGUGGUUUUUAGAAAUUCCAUCAGACUUACAUUUUGAUCAGGCAGUAUAUACUAGGAAUUGGACUAAACAAAAUAUGUACAUUACAUAAAUUUUGAUGUUUUUG
Molecule: messenger RNA, 1775 nt
Organism: Arabidopsis arenosa
Lineage: Eukaryota; Viridiplantae; Streptophyta; Magnoliopsida; Brassicales; Brassicaceae
Source: the annotation of a GenBank genome assembly